This is a messenger RNA of Symphalangus syndactylus (siamang), 5055 nucleotides long. RefSeq names its product acidic nuclear phosphoprotein 32 family member B (gene ANP32B). NCBI's taxonomy places the organism in Eukaryota, Metazoa, Chordata, Mammalia, Primates, Hylobatidae. Gene Ontology annotation, cellular component: nucleus. Gene Ontology annotation, molecular function: histone binding. Gene Ontology annotation, biological process: regulation of apoptotic process. The record is from RefSeq and is a predicted model, not a curated record.
CAGUUGUGAGGACUAGUCGAUCAAAGUAAUGAGAAUGAAUUACAGUGAGCCCUUAAUGACAGAGAAAUCUAGCUUCUUAGUAGUUAUGUGAAUUUCAGCAAACCUACUUGGCUUUGCUGAGUCUGUUUCCUAAACACUAAAAAAGGUGGAUUAUCGUCCUGUCCCGGGGAGCUGUUGCUAGGAUUAACUGAGAAGCAGGGUACACAAAAGUCCCAUGCACAACACUUGGCAUAAGGAUGGUGCUUAACAAAUAUUGGACCUGACUCUUGUAGUCAUAGCUCUUCCUUGCUGCACCAGGAAGGCCUAGCACCUCUAGCUGGUUCAGAUAGCAGAAAGGAACCUGGGCAGGGGCCCAUUACUGGGCCUAGAGCUUCCUGUACACCUGACACAUUCCCCUCGUCUGUUUUUACCAUGUGGAGACUAAGAGGAUCUCCUCCCUUAACCCAUUUUCACCUAUUUGCCUCUCCCUCUCCCCUUGUCUCAAUAACCUCAGCUGCCUAGAUGGUAUUUUUUAGUACAUGUGACAUUAUUUUCAACAUAACAUACAUUUGCAAAGCAUCUGCUAUGUUCUAAAGAUGGACCCAAGGUCCUCCUCUCCAUUCCUAUCAUCCAGAAAUAGUUGUCUGAGUUCUAAUUGAGAAGUUAGAUCCUUCAAUAACUACCAUUUGUUGCCGAACUGCGAUAAUAGAGGUACACACACUAAGUUGUGGAAAGUCCGGGGUGGGGAAGAGAUAUGUUCUUACCAGUGUAUGCACAUGUGUAUGGAAGAGGACGGGAAGAAUGGAAGUAUUUAAAGAGUAAUCAUUUCCUCACCUUAUAUUAUAUAUCAGCUUCAUAUAGUGUCGUUACUAAAAUGUGCCCAUUCUGUUAAGCUAGGUUCAGAGCUAGUUAAAUCAAUGACCUAGUAGGGCUGUUUCCUCUCAUCUUCAGAUUUAUUAAAGUCUGUCCACAGCCACAAAGUUUGUGGGGAAGGCUCAAGUCAUCUGAUGACAUGACAAGUAACAUGCUGUUGCUGAGGCAGGGGGGUGGGGCACAGGUCCAAGCAGUUACAAACUGGCUCAGAGUGUUCUGCUCAGACAUUUUAGAGCUUUUUGGAAUACACAGCCAUUCUGAUUAACAGGCAGUUUUAAGGCUCAAGGGGUGCCAAAACCUGGCAUUAUUUGAUAUUUUUAUUACUUAUUGGUCAAACGUUAACAUCAAUGGAAGUAAAAAGAAAUUCAUUCUUAGUUUGGUCUAACAAACUGUUUUUACAUUUCCUUAUUCCCUUUCAGCCCUUGUUGAAAUUCAUAAAUCCAUGGACAUGAUAAUACUUGCAGAUUAGAUACAAUUGAAUAUUCUACAUCUUUCUCACACACAGAUGCAUACAGAGAAUGAUGUUAAGUGCAGCAAUAUUCAAAACCCAGGCGCUGUGACAACAGCCCCUUCAGGCCUGUAGACUGACAGUCCCGUAGAAGAUGUUGGCAGGGCAAUGAGACACACCCUGCUCUGCCUGUGUUAUUUAUGUCUCUGGCAGUGAAGCCCCUGACAAAGAAGCAUGUCACUGGAACACAUGCUCUUUGUUCACAGAGGUGCGUGCCAGCACCGGCUGCGUAAGAACGGACAGUGCGGUGUCUGUAGUCUCUCCUCCUUUGGCUCUUUUGCCUUCUAUUUGCAGCACAUUGUUGCUGUGUUUAUUAUUUUGUAGCUUAAUACUAUAAAACACACAUCUAUCCUGUGAGCUAUGUACCCUAGGGAAAGAGUCCUUCAUACCCUCCAGUUGGCCAUAAAGAGAGGACAGAGUCUCAAGAUUUGUCCUGAUGCUAAGGAUUAAUACCAUCUCCUCUGGGAGCCAUCAGACUACCACUCUCUAGCACAGAGCUACCACGUUUAAGACUCCUUCAGCACCAUCCCCCCUUUCCUUGCAAGAGGACACUUGCAUGCUGUUUGGUAUGAAAAGCCCUCUGCAACUGUUCCCAACCUACAGCACCAAAGUAGCCCCCACCAUGCUAUGACUCCACUCUAGCCAGACUGAUGAUGUAGCAGAAGACGGUGGGCUGUGGAGUCAGACCUAUCUGGGUCUAAAUCCUAGCUCUGCUUCUUGCUGAACGUGCAGCUUAAGCUCCUCAUCUGUAAAAUGAUUAAAUUAUCACCUACUUCAGAAAGUUGUCUGAGAAUUAGAGUAAUAAUAUCAAGCCCCUUAAAGCAGAUCCUCAAUAAUCGCUUAUUGGCUCAUGAAACCGAUUUGUGUGUGUGUGUGUGUGUGUGUGUGUAAAAGCCCUCAUUGCAUAGCCCUGUGGUUCUCAUAACCUUAGUUACAGACCUUUUGUAACCUCCUGAGAACAUCUGUCUCCAUUUUCCCUUGUCAUAAAGACAUCUGCUGAGGCUACAAAAGGAGUCAGGGAACUACAUACUAGAAAGUUUUUCUUUUCCCAUAUUCCUUCUAAAACUUUCAUCUUCAAAUGUUAACUCACUCAUUUUAAAAGCUGAUAUAUAAUUGGCUUACAACUAAGUUUGGGUUGUUUGCCACUAAAACUUAGGUAAAAUAGGAAAGGGGGCACUUUCUUAACUUCCAUAAAACUUUAUGUUAAUGCAUAGAAUUUCAAGUUUUUCUUUAACAAAUUGUUCUUAGUUUUUGGUGCUUCUUGUCAGUACGAUCUUCUUAGAUUGUAUUUGACACAUUAUGUAUUUACUUAUUUUACGCUGAAUAUAACGUCAUUCCCCGGUGUUCUGCAAAGCACAACACUCAUCCUGAUCUGGUGCUCUAACCCCUGGGACCCUUUGAGCCAGACCAUGACAAAGGCUGCCUGCCAGGUUUCAGCGAAACUUAGACCACCAAGAAUUUACACACCUCACAGGGGUGCCCUAAGGAAUAAAUGAGAUUAAAAAAAAAAAAAAGUCUGCGGGGAAACCCUGAGGCCCUAUUAGAAAUGCUAAUCGUUUCCUUCUCUAGCUCCUAUUAAAAUGUUAGAAAACCGAGGGAGACUCUCCUGAACAGGGUGGGGAUGCUCGGCUGCUCUGUGGCUUAGCAAGCGACCCCAGCUGCCCUGCCAGGGCCGGCCGGCCGCGAUUCCGUCCCGACGGCGGGGGAGAAUCCUCGGCAGCACUACGGACGCCACUCUGCCAAAGGAGGCAGCGGGGGUCGGCCUGUUGGCCCCAGACUGUGUGGCAGGCAAAAGUUGAACGUCAAAGCCUCUCUGUCCCCGGCUUCUUCACAUCUCGCGCCUCCGCGGGCGUCGGGCCGCUCCCGUGAGCCUCCCCGGAUGGACUGGGUUUUAGGGACCCCCGAAGCCGGACUGCAAAGCUUCCCACCAGCCCUUCCCGCGAACCUCCCAGCCCGGGCUGCAAGCCCAGCUCCGGGCGCGACGAGGUGGGGCCGGGAGCGGGGGGUGAAGGAGUCUCAGCGUGGCGAGGGUCGGAGGGCGGGGAAGCCCCCGCACCCCCCGAGAAAGGUCUUACAUCAGCCGCCCCACGUGCAAUCGGAGAGGGAGGAAGUCGCUCCUCUAUUCGGGCUGCGCCUUUCCCCAGCCUCCGCCCCGCCCCGCCCCGCCCCGCCCGCCGCGCGUCUCCCCGCCCCGUCCUUGGUGCAGCCGCGGCCGCCGAGCCGAGCAGCGCCGCGCGGGGCCGAGUAGAGCCGAGCAGCUGCCGCGCCGCGUCGCCGGUUUAAGCGCAGUGCAGGCCGCGGCCGGGGGCGGCGGUAGUGAGCCCAGCGCUGCGCUCCAGCCCCCUUUUCCCUCCAUGGUUUCUCUCCGCUCCCGUGAGUAACUUGGCUCCGGGGGCUCCGCUCGCCUGCCCGCACGCCGCCCGCCACCCAGGACCGCGCCGCCGGCCUCUGCCGCGAGCAAACCCUUCCGACGGCCCUCGCUGCGCAGGCCGGGAGGCCUCUCCCCCCUCCGCCCCCGCCGCGGAAAGUUAAGUUUGAAGAGGGGGGAAGAGGGGAACAUGGACAUGAAGAGGAGGAUCCACCUGGAACUGAGGAACCGGACCCCGGCAGCUGUUCGAGAACUUGUCUUGGACAAUUGCAAAUCAAAUGAUGGAAAAAUUGAGGGCUUAACAGCUGAAUUUGUGAACUUAGAGUUCCUCAGUUUAAUAAAUGUAGGCUUGAUCUCAGUUUCAAAUCUCCCCAAGCUGCCUAAAUUGAAAAAGCUUGAACUCAGUGAAAAUAGAAUCUUUGGAGGUCUGGACAUGUUAGCUGAAAAACUUCCAAAUCUCACACAUCUAAACUUAAGUGGAAAUAAACUGAAAGAUAUCAGCACCUUGGAACCUUUGAAAAAGUUAGAAUGUCUGAAAAGCCUGGACCUCUUUAACUGUGAGGUUACCAACCUGAAUGACUACCGAGAGAGUGUCUUCAAGCUCCUGCCCCAGCUUACCUACUUGGAUGGCUAUGACCGAGAGGACCAGGAAGCACCUGACUCAGAUGCCGAGGUGGAUGGUGUGGAUGAAGAGGAGGAGGACGAAGAAGGAGAAGAUGAGGAAGACGAGGAGGAUGAGGAUGGUGAAGAAGAGGAGUUUGAUGAAGAAGAUGAUGAAGAUGAAGAUGUAGAAGGGGAUGAGGACGACGAUGAAGUCAGUGAGGAGGAAGAAGAAUUUGGACUUGAUGAAGAAGAUGAAGAUGAGGAUGAGGAUGAAGAGGAGGAAGAAGGCGGGAAAGGUGAAAAGAGGAAGAGAGAAACAGAUGAUGAAGGAGAAGAUGAUUAAGACCCCAGAUGACCUGCAGAAACAGAACUGUUCAGUAUUGGUUGGACUGCUCAUGGAUUUUGUAGCUGUUUAAAAAAAAAAAAAGGUAGCUGUGAUACAAACCCCAGGACACCCACCCACCCAAAGAGCCAAAGAAUAGUUCCUGUGACAUUCCGCCUUCCUUCCAUGUAGUCCCUCUUGGUAAUCUACCACCAAGCUUGUGGACUUCACCCCAACAAAAUUGUAAGCGUUGUUAGGUUUUUGUGUAAGACUCUUGCUGUAGCGUGGAUAGCUGUGAUUGGUGAGUCAGCCGUCUAUGGCUACCAGUUACACCGAGAUUGUAACAGCAUUUUUACUUUCUGUACAACAAAAAAGCUUUGUAAAUAAAAUCUUAACAUUUUG